AUGAAGCAAUUUGGUGGUAUCCCUCUUCUUCUAUUCUUCGUAAAUUUAUACAUUCACCAAAAUAAUGUUGUGAGCAAGGAAAUUGUUAAUUUGAAAAAUCCCAACUUGAGGAACAGCUGGGAAGGUAAAAACAUCACCCUGCAGGAUGAACAGAACUAUCUAGACCCAGAAGACGGUGAUGAAGUGAAGAGAAAUAAAGAUCAGAGCGAAUUGUUACAUAAAUCAGAAGCACAGAUGCAGACACAGGGACAAGAUACGCCAAAUACAUCAUCAAUUGAGAAAGAAAAUAUACAAAAGCAAAUUGAAAAAGCUAAAGAAGCAAAAGAAGAAGCUCUAAAGCAACAAAAAGAAGCAGAAGCUACUGUGAAAGAAAUAGUAGAAGCAUUAAAUAAAGUAGAAGAAACAGAAGAAAAAAUAAAAAAUGGAGUGCAGAAAGCAAAAGAAUUAGCAGAAAAAGCAACACAAGCAGCAAUACAGAAGGCAACGGAAGCAAAAAAAGCAGUAGAGGAAGCAGAAAAAGUACAAACAAACAGUAUGGCAAAUUUCCUCGCAGGUAAAGCUGUAACGGCAAAAGAUGGUGCAAAGGCAGCAAAUGAAGAGGCUAAGGAAGCAGCUAAAAUAGCAAAGCAUGUUAUAAAUGCAUAUGAAGCGAAAAAGGGAGCAGAGAAAGCACAAAAAUUAGCAGAAGCUGAAAUGAAAAAAAUAGUAGAAACACUAGAUAAAAUAGAAGAAGCAGAGGAAAAAAUAAAAGAUGCAGUGAAGAAAGCAAAAGAAUUAGCAGAGAAAGCAACAAAAACAGCAAUACAAAAGGCAACCAUAGCAAAAAAAGCAGCAGAGGAAGUAGCAAAGGUAGAGACACCUUAUAUAACGAGUUUACACGCACGUUUUGCCACAAUUGCAGAAAAUGAUGCAAAGUUAGCAAAUGAAAAGGCUAAAAAGGCAGCUGAAAUAGCAGAGCAUAUUGUAAAUAUAUAUGAAGCGAAAAAGCAAGCAGAGAAAGCACAAAAAUUAGCAGAAUCUGUAAAUAGGGAAAUUGUAGAAUUAUCAAAGAGAUGUAAAAAAGAAAAGGUAACUGAAGCAAAACAAUCUCCAACCGAACCAGAAAAAUCUGCAUCGCAGAAAGCAGAAACGGCAGAAAUUAAAGUAGAAGAAAUUGUAAAGGAUGCACAGAAUAAACAAAACAAAGCAUCUACCCAAUCACCAAGGAACGAGCAACCAAGGGACAUCGUAAGUACUAUGAAAUCAAUUGUAACUGCAGUAGAAAAGGCACAAGAAACAGCAGAAAUAGCAAAAGCUAUAGCGGCACACCUAUUAGCACAAAAGGCAUCAAUAGAAGCACAAUUGUUAAAAGAAGAGGCUCAAAAACUGGCAGAAAAGAUAAAAAACUCAAACGUAACAGAUGACAAAAAGACCCAAGCUAAAGAGGCUGCCGAUAAUGCGGCAAAGGAAGCAAAGACAGCAGAAGACAUCGCAAACGGAGCAAAGACUACCGUGGAAAAUGCAAAGAAGUGUGUAGGAUUAGAAGAGAAAAAAAAAGAAUCUGCUAGUGCAAUGGACCAAGCAAAAUUCGCUAUGGAAGCAAGAGACAGGGCAGCCUUUGAAUUAUUGAAGAUGAAGGAACAGGAUGUACUAGAAGUAGUGCAUAUAUCCUCCGAUGGAAAUGAUAAUCUAAAGGAUGUGGAUGAUCCAGUAGAUGAAGCCGUCCCAGAAGAGGAGAACGAAACGGAAGAUUCGUCACCCGAGGAAGUUGAAGAAGGGGCCGAAGAGGAAGACUUGGAAGAUGAAGAAGAGGAGGAAGAAGCAGAAGAACAGGAAAACGAAGAACCAAAAAAAGAAGAACAACCAGGACAAUCACAGGCACAGCCAGGUGAUGCCAGCUCAAAAGAAAAGGGCACAGCCAAAACACAGAAAAGCAAAGAAGUGUCAGAUGACGAGGAGGCUCAUAAAUUACUUGCAGGGGAGCAUAACACUGCUAACCAAAUCAGUAAGGAAGAAAAGGCCCUCUUCAAAACUUCGAUUGAUGAGAUCCCAGAUGAUGAUAUCCAACAUUUAAAACAACAUCUGGGUGAUUAUUUUAAAGGUAUACAACUAUGGUGA
Plasmodium inui San Antonio 1 is the source of this 2097-nucleotide messenger RNA. RefSeq lists its product as hypothetical. NCBI's taxonomy places the organism in Eukaryota, Apicomplexa, Aconoidasida, Haemosporida, Plasmodiidae. The record is from RefSeq and is a predicted model, not a curated record. The coding region runs from base 1 to 2097 and encodes 698 amino acids. The transcript has a single exon.